Staurois parvus is the source of this 699-nucleotide messenger RNA. The record is from the annotation of a GenBank genome assembly. NCBI's taxonomy places the organism in Eukaryota, Metazoa, Chordata, Amphibia, Anura, Ranidae.
AUGGUGGUAGGUCCUCCCGUGUAUGGUCCAUCAGAGCUACAGUGGCGACCCUUCCCCACCCAGGAGGCACUGCGCCUGAUGGUGCGACCACCCUACUCCUACUCUGCUCUGAUCGCCAUGGCCAUCGACAACAGCCCCACCAAGAAGCGCACCCUCAGCCAGAUCUACACCUAUGUGGCUGACAAGUUCCCCUUCUACAAGACGAGUCCAGUUGGCUGGCGGAACUCCAUCAGACACAACCUGUCCCUCAACGAUUGCUUCAAGAAGGUGGCUAGGGAUGACCACGACCCAGGGAAGGGCAGUUACUGGACGGUGGAUCCAAACUGUGACAGGAUGUUCGAUAAUGGAUCCUUCAGGCGGAAGAGGAAAAAGAAGAGUAAAGGAAGCACUGGUCACAGGACGGAACUCUCUGAAAAGUUGGACAGCAAGAAUAGUUCAAAAUCCUGGAGGUCAGGCAGUCUUGAGGACAAUCAAGAAAACAAGGUCAAAUCUUCUCCUAAGUCCUCCUCAUCCUUGGACACCAGCCCAUGUCUCUUCACAUCUUCCAUAAUGGGGAGUCGGCCCUUUGGGGAAUUCUUACCCCCCAAAUGCUAUUUUCCUGGACUGGCCCCUCACCCAAUUGGUAAUGACUCGGUACAACUUGGAGAAGCCAACUUCCUACCUCACUACAUGCUGUAUAACCAGAAAGCUGAAGUGUGA